UCGCUACUGACUACCCCAGGCCAUCGCUGGUUCAGCCAUCACCAGAGUGGCAUUCAUCUAUUCUUCUUGCCAGCAUGGAGGAGCCGCAAGUUCUGUCCAUCCAGCAGCGGAUCGCUGCCCUUAACCAGGCCCAGGUUCGUCCGCGUCCUGUUCCUGUUCCUCGCUUGACUACUUCUACAACGACGACGACUUCGACGACGACCUCUCCAUCGCCUGCCUCAGUGAACAAUACUCAACAGAAUGCUGUUCCUACUCCUCCUCCCUUGCCGGCGCGGAAAUCGUCCUCGUUGUUGUCGACGUCGUCAACCUCCUCCCAGGCCGCCGCCCCGGCGCUUCCCCCGCGCAGACCCUCGGCCGGAAUCCCCCCUCGACGGCCCUCGACAGAUUCCAUCGUGUCAGACAGUUCGACGUGGUCGGCAGCGACGAGUGGAGGGAGCAGGGCGUCGGGGAGAUCGCCGUCGAUGCCGGGGAAUAAUCGUGUCCGGGCCCCUGCGUGGGGGGCUGAGCUGCCGCCGCUCCCUGCGAGAAGAGUCUCAGCAGCAGCGACGGUGCCAGGCGUGGAGGUGAAAUCCGAGAUCAGAUCCAGAUUCAAGAAUUCAAAGAGCCACGAGAGUCUGCCAAAGGUGCACCUACACCUACAGACAACCCCCCCGGUGCCCCCGGUGCCGCCUCUCCGGCGAGACUCCAGCCAGGAUGUCGGGGACACCCCCCCGCGUCUGGCGCCCCGGCUUCCUCCAAGAGUUCCCUCGAGAGACCGGCUGAAACGCUCGCAGACGUCUCCGGGCGGGGGGACAGUUGUGGAAACGGUCGAGGUGUCGCUGCCCAUCAGGAAGCUACCGCCUGCUCCCAUCUCGGGUGCUGCGGCGGAUAAGUUGCGUCAGUCGGGAUUCGGGGGCCUGAAGUCGACAAUUCCAGAGAUUCCAAAGCUUUCUUUUGCCAACGGUGGACCUCCGCCGCCGGUGCCUGUGUCGUCCCGGCCGGACCUGUCGAAGAUCCAGGCGACCAAGCCACGCGUAUCGACUACUGUCUCGACGGGCUCCGGGUGCUUGAAAUGCCGUGAUUUCUCCGCCCCAGACGCCCACGCGGCGCGGUUCCCGCGGGCAUCGCUGCCCUCGCAGGACCUGGCGUGGCUGGCGCGAGAGCUGACGGCGCCGUUCCCCUCGGCGACCGACCGGGCGAGAGCCAUCUUCACCUGGCUGCACUACAAUAUCUCCUACGACGUACAGAGCUUCUUCAGCGGGAACCUCCAGCCCGCCACGCCAGAGCGGACCAUGUCCACGGGCCUGGCGGUCUGCGAGGGCUACGCUCUCCUGUUCGCCACUCUGGCCUCGCAUGCAGGCCUCGAGGCCAUCAAGGUCUCCGGCCAUGGCAAGGGAUUCGGCCACCACGACCAAGCGCCCGGAGAUCCCCUGCCGCCCUACACCGGCAAUCACGCGUGGAAUGCCGUCCGGCUCGACGACGGGCGCUGGAAGCUGAUCGACUCCUGCUGGGGCGCAGGCCACAUCGACGGGCCCGGCCGCCCGUACGUCCGGGAGUUCAACCCGGUCAAGUUCAGCGAGACCAACGACGAGUUUGGCCUCCGCCAUUUCCCCGCCAACAAGGAGCACUUCUUUCGAGACGACGGCCGCCCAUCCAUCACCUGGGAGGAGUACAUGCGUGGCGACGGGCUCGAGCAGCCGCGCACCUUCGACAUCCACAAGCGGUUCAUCGGCGAACGGACGUUCCACCCCGCGGCAAAAACCCUUUCCAUCUCCCAGCCAGGGCCCAUUCGCUUCCAGUUCGCUCUCCUCUGCGAACAUUGGUCCCUCGAGCGCCACGCCAAGGAGAAACCGGGCCUUUUCCUCCUCAUCAUCCACGGCCUUGAUGGCCGCCACGACGAACGGCUCCCGCUCACCCACGUCCGCGGCAGUACCCCGGGCGGCGGCGGCGAUUUCUGGUACUUCGACCUCCAAGACCCGCGUACCCUCGGUGCACCGGGCCAGAAGGCUUCCAUCGCCGUCUUGACCAAGUUUGGUGAUCGUGACGACUGCCGCGGUCUCACGGCUGAAGAGUACCUGGCUGGCUUUGGGCCGGGCAACGGCGGCAGCUUGGCCUGGUCUUAUAUUGCUGAAUGGGAGUUGGUCUGAAUGUUUAUUUUGGGAAUCAUGAUAUCCUUCCUUCUAUUCUUAUUUCUAUUCUUUGGACUGGCGUUGGUUGGACAGCGCUUGCGCAUAAUGAUAAUGAUAUAAUCCUCCCCAAUCGAUUCCGAACACAUUUCAGGCAUAAUUCAUUAUAUGAACGCACCAGUUGUUCUUGCAUGUACCUGUGCAGAGGUCCUCAGGCUGGAAUCCACUGCACUUGAAUCACAUUCACUCCAUCACGUCGCACGAGGCAGAUAUCCGCUCGACGUAGCGUCAAUACCAAUACAUCGAUAUCCUUCACGAGGUUGUC
Penicilliopsis zonata CBS 506.65 is the source of this 2430-nucleotide messenger RNA. RefSeq lists its product as hypothetical. Bases 462 to 2126 code for a protein of 554 amino acids. The transcript has a single exon. Lineage: Eukaryota; Fungi; Ascomycota; Eurotiomycetes; Eurotiales; Aspergillaceae. The record is from RefSeq and is a predicted model, not a curated record.